Molecule: messenger RNA, 1936 nt
Organism: Xenopus laevis (African clawed frog)
Lineage: Eukaryota; Metazoa; Chordata; Amphibia; Anura; Pipidae
Gene: nipsnap1.L
Product: nipsnap homolog 1 L homeolog
Biological process (GO): mitophagy; sensory perception of pain
Cellular component (GO): mitochondrion; mitochondrial matrix
Source: RefSeq, marked provisional
AGAAAACAUGCUGACUCGAGUGACCCGGAUUUCUCCUUUGCUCCAAAGCUCUGGGCCCAGCUCGGGAUACUUGCCACUGCUGUUAUGUAGAUAUGGCUCCGAUUCCAGGGAUAGCAGUUGGCUUCGCUCUCUCUUUGUGCGAAAGGUAGAUCCUCGCAAAGAUGCACAUUCCACUUUAUUGUCCAAGAAGGAGACAAGUGGUCUCUACAAGAUACAGUUUCACAAUGUAAAGCCUGAAUGCCUGGAAGAAUAUAAUAAACUGACAGAGGAAGUACUGCCCAAGCUACAUCAUGACCCAGAUUACCAUUGUGACCUAGUGGGCAAUUGGAACACAUGGUACGGGGAACAGGACCAGGCAGUUCAUUUAUGGCGAUUCUCCGGGGGUUACCCAGCAUUAAUGGAUUGUAUGAAUAAGCUGCGCAAUAAUAAGGAAUAUCUGGCUUUCCGAGAGGAGAGAAGCCGAAUGCUGCUCUCCCGCAGAAACCAGCUGCUCCUUGAGUUCAGUUUCUGGAAUGAGCCUGUGCCACGAAAGGGACCCAACAUCUAUGAGCUACGUACCUACAGAUUGAAGCCAGGAACAAUGAUUGAAUGGGGAAAUAACUGGGCUCGUGCAAUUAAGCAUCGUCAGGAGAAUCAGGAAGCUAUAGGAGGAUUCUUCUCUCAAAUAGGGGAGUUGUAUGUGGUCCAUCAUUUGUGGGCUUACAAAGAUCUUCAGUCCAGAGAGGAGACACGUAAAUCUGCUUGGACCAAACGAGGGUGGGAUGAGAAUGUAUACUAUACAGUUCCACUUGUCAGGAAUAUGGAGUCACGUAUCAUGAUCCCGCUUAAGAUCUCUCCCCUGCAGUGAUGCUCAUUAUCAAGUUUUCCAGAUUUUUCUGAAGAACUAUGUUCUAGAUUGAGUAAUGUGAAUAAAUUCUGCUCUGAUUCUUCUAAAUAGUAUAUAUGAAACAGAAGAAGGGGCAGGUCUUGCACCCAAUUACUUGACCAAAUCAUGUUGAAAUGCAGUGACUAAGAUGGGAAGGUGCAGCAUUUUCAUGAAGCCAUUAGCAUCUGCUUGUUAUUACUUUUCUGAUUAAUAACUUUACCUCAGAACAGGUGUUACGUUUUUUGUGCUGUCAAUAUUCGACAUUAGUUCUUUAAACAAGUAGCCUGGAAGGCCAGGUCAAAGCAACCUGUAUACCUUUGCGUAUUCUCCCUGCAUUUGUUUUUGACAUUUUACAUUCCCUUUGCUUUUCACCACAAUGCUACUGUAGUUUUAGCACAAGUCUCAGUCGUACAGUGUUUAAAAAAAAAUGGCCCACUCCCCAGUCACAUUUUAUGUUGCCCCCCCUGCUCUUUAGUUGGCCUGACAAAGUUAGUGCAACAGGAUUGGCAGUCACCAUGUCUGGCUGCAUCACAUCUGUGUGCUGGCUCCCUAGCAUUGAUCACCGAGCAGGAGCAUGUGCACUGUAAGCUGAUCCUGUGGCAUGGCCAGACAUGGAAGCCGCUAACUCUGCUGUGCUACUGUGCUAUGUCGAGCAAGGUACAGGGAAGGAGGGGUUCUUUGCGGGGGUGGGGGCAUUUUUAAAAAAGGGCUGAUGAAGGCUUUUAUUUUACUUUACCAAAUAAUUAUGUUAGCCAGAUGUAAGGGUCAGUUGCUUUCAUUCCUUUCAUUUUCAGGUGCCAUGCUCAGGGAACACUAUAAAACUUGCCGUCACAAACCAGUUGUCUCUGGCUUUGUAAUUUAAUGUCAGUGAAGAAAUCAUCUUUAAUAUGUGCUGUAAGAGUCCAAGCAUUUCCAAUGUUAGAAAAAAAUCCUAGUACACUUUAACAACAGUAAUGCUCUUUUAUUUGUCCUAUUGCAAUGUUAAGUUUGCUGCUACUUACAACGUUUGGUGAUGUUAAAUAAAUUGAUUUAUUUCAAGGUUUAAAACUGUUGGGUAGUACUUUCCAUGGU